CCGGGGCCUCCGUGUCACACGAAACCACGCGUCCAAACGCGCCCCGCAGUAAAUGCCGUCGUAUCACGCACCGGCCCUACGCCCACGGGGUUGCGAUUUUCUGGACUGAGACGACAGUAAUUGAUGGCAACAAUUGAUUUGAUUCCAAGCAUGCAUUUGCAAUCCGGUGAGAAAAUUCUUCCAAAUUUCUACGGAGAAAAGGUCGGAAGGCGGCAAGAAUAUCUGCACUAGAGUAAUAUAAGCAGCAAAGCCGACCAAGCUAAGCUGGAUUAUCACCAGUAUCGUUGCCGUGUGUCCAUAAAAGUCAGAGAACCUCCCUUUGCCGCAGUUGUUUGCUUAGCUCCAAAACUCCAACCGCCGCCGACCUCCCAGAAAAUCUAUGGCCUCCACCUCCUCCCUCCACCUCUCCAAGCACCUCCUCCUCCCCAGGAACACCCACCGCGCCAGGCCUUCCUCCUCGGGAUCUCCGCGGUCCUUCGUCCCGGCCGCGGCCAGCAGGGUCAACGGCCACGCGGCGCCCAACGGCAAGCCGCGGCACAUCAACGGCGACGGCGGCGGCAAGAAAAUCAACGGCGCCGCCGUCAACGGCAAGACGCACGUCAACGGCCGCGACCGGAUCCACCUGUCGGUGAGCACGGGCGGCGGCGGCCAGGACGGGACGGGGCUGCGCGUGGCGUUUCAGGGCGCGCCGGGGGCAUACAGCGAGUUCGCGGCCAAGACGGCGCUCCCCGGCUGCGACACCGUGCCGUGCAGGGCCUUCGCCGAUGCGCUGUCCGCCGUGGACCGCGGCCUCGUUGACCGCGCCAUACUCCCCGUGGAGUCCACCAUGGAAGGCACCGCGCUGAGGAACUACGACCUCCUCCUGCGGCACGAGCUCGUCGUGGUCCAGGAGAUCAACCUGUUCGUCCACUACUGCCUCCUCGCCAUGCCCGGGGUGCGCGCCGCCCAGGUGCGCCGCGUCAUCAGCCACCCCAUGGCGCUGGCGCACUGCGGCCGCGCGCUGGCCCGCCUCGGCGUCGACAGGGAACCCGUCGAGGACACGGCCGGCGCCGUCGAGAUGCUCCGGUCCAACAUGAUGCUCGACACCGCCGCCAUCGCCAGCCCGCGCGCCGCCGACCUCUACGGCCUCGACGUGCUCGCACACGGCCUCCAGGACGAGUCCUGGAACGUCACCCGUUUCCUGCUGCUCUCCAAGCCGCCCUCCCCCGUGGCGGUCCCCGUCGACGCGGACGCCAAGACCAGCAUGGUGGUCGCGCACAGGGGCGGCUCCAUGGCCGUGGUGCUCAAGGUGCUCUCCGCCUUCUCCUCCCGCAACAUCAACAUGUCCAAGCUCGAGGUCAUCAACAACGAGGGCGGCGGCGUCGGCGUCGGCGAGCCGCGCCCGCCAGUGAUGAUCCUUGACACGGGCGCCCGCGGCGCGCCCACGCUGCGCUCGUUCCCGCACGUGCUCUACGUCGACUGCGAGGGCGCCGCCGAUGACCCGCUCGUCCUCGAUGCCAUCAAGGAGAUCGAGAAGUUCGCCGUGUUCGUGCGAGUUCUUGGCUGCUACGCCGCCGACACCAACGUCUACGAUCUGCAAUGAGGAGGACAGGACACGAUAGAUAUCCAUAUCGUUCAAGCGAAGUGGUCGAAUUAGCUAGUUCGGCGCAAUUGGGUGGAAUUGGACUUCUAAUUGAUUGGAACUAUCCAUUCAACACUGAACCAGCUUCAGUGAGAUACUCCCUGCUAUGCUUGGUGCUCAGCUGCCGCUACGUAAUUGUUGUACAGAUGUAAUAAGAAUCUUUCUGCGUUGCUGGUUUAGCUGUGUGCAUAGGUUUAAGAUUGGUGAUUGUAGAUGCCUAGUAAUUAAAUGAUGUGUAAGAUGGCAUUAUCAUGACAUGAUUACUGUAAUUUUGUUGUGGUAGAUCUGAUGUUGUACUAGUAUUCCUUCUUUUACAUCACCUUUUGUCCAUCUUGGAACAUUACAGUAGUGUUUUGUUUCUUUGUACAGUCUGAAGAAAUCUCGUUCCAAUCGGUUA
Molecule: messenger RNA, 2018 nt
Organism: Brachypodium distachyon (stiff brome)
Lineage: Eukaryota; Viridiplantae; Streptophyta; Magnoliopsida; Poales; Poaceae
Product: arogenate dehydratase 3, chloroplastic
Exons: 1
Coding region: 380-1582 (400 amino acids)
Biological process (GO): L-phenylalanine biosynthetic process
Cellular component (GO): chloroplast; cytoplasm
Molecular function (GO): arogenate dehydratase activity; prephenate dehydratase activity
Source: RefSeq, a predicted model, not a curated record